UGUUGCAGGGCGGAGCGUUCGUGCUUGGAUGGCGACGUCUAGACUAAAGCCGAAGCAAAGAGGUCCCAGCUCUUUUAGCGUCGUUUUUGUGAGGCCAGAAGGGAUGAGACGGGGCGGGAAGGUGCUGAUGCCUGAGACGUGAAGGGCGUCCCCUGGCUGGCGGCCUGCCAGUUUCGCGUCGCAGAGGCCUAGGGAAGGCCGUCGGGCGAGAGCUCGCCCUUCCGUGGGCGAGCAAAUUCCUCCAGGUUUGCUUGGCGGAAGAUACCCAUCGAGUCUUCACUCGAGGCCAGAGCAGUAAUCAGAGUGACGCAUCCCUCGGCCACGCUCGAGAAAGGACAGGGAGACCUCUGCCCCAAGGACCUCACUCCAGGAGCAGCCUUUAGACUGUCUGGGUUGCUGGAAGUUUGAAUCCUCUCACUCGUGAGUAGUGACUGACUGCAGUGUGCUGAGAGCUGGCCAACAGCGGGACCAAGCAGCUUCAUCAGCCAGGUUUUGUGUUAUAUUUAGGAUUUCAGGAGACAGUGUCCAAGCUAUCAGUGAUAAUAAGGCAGGUAUGGAUGAUCCUGGGGACCAGAGCAAUGAGGAAGCACCUAAAGCUAUUAAGCCCACAAGUAAAGAGUUCAGGAAGACUUGGGGGUUCCGGAGAACAACAAUUGCUAAGCGAGAGGGUGCUGGCGACACUGAGGUAGACCCUGUGGAGCAGCAGCCACACAGCCUCUCCCUGCGCCGCAGUGGGAGGCAGCCAAAGCGCACUGAGAGGGUAGAAGAGUUCCUGACCACAGUUCGACGCCGAGGAAGAAAGAAUGUGCCUGUUUCCCUUGAGGAUUCCGGCGAGGCAGCAUCCUGUCCAGUCACAGAUGUGGAAAGUGCCUCGGAAGGUAGUGUUGAGAGCAGCUCUGAGAUAAAGAGUGUUCCUGCAUCUCGUUCCAAGCGGGGGAAGGAACGCCCCACCUCUUCUGAAAAGGCCAAAGGAGGGGAUGAGCAGGAAGACACCUCUGACAGUGACAGUGAUGGGCUCACUUUGAAAGAACUUCAGAAUCGUCUUCGAAGAAAACGAGAACAAGAACCAGCAGAGAGGCCCCUGAAGGGCAUCCUGAGUCGCCUGAGGAAGAAACGGCGAGAAGAGGACUCAAGUGAUACCGUGGAGGUUGAGGUGGCCAGAGCUGGCCACGAUGUGCCACCCUGUAAGCAAGAGUCUGAGGCUGGUGAGGGAGCUGUGAACCAGGCAGCAGAAGAUGACAGAGAGGGUGAAUCAGAGGGGACAGUGGCUCAGGAACCUAAAGAUGAAGACCCUGGGGACAUGGGCAAACCUAAACCUGAUUGUGAGGUUUAUGACCCCAAUGCCCUGUACUGCAUCUGCCGCCAGCCUCACAAUAACAGGUUUAUGAUCUGUUGUGACCGCUGUGAGGAGUGGUUCCAUGGCGACUGCGUGGGAAUUUCUGAGGCUCGAGGGCGUCUCUUGGAGAGGAAUGGGGAAGAUUACAUCUGCCCAAACUGUACCAUUCUGCAAGUGCAGGAGGAUACGAAUGCAGAAGCCACUGAUGAGCAGGAAACUAGAUACAGACCUGCAAGUGUGGACGGCACAGACUGCACCAGCAUAGGGACAGUAGAGCAAAAGUCUAGUGAAGAUCAGGGGAUCAAGGGUAGAAUUGAGAAAGCCGCAAACCCCAGUGGCAAGAAAAAACUCAAGAUAUUCCAGCCUGUCCUGGAAACACCUAGCGCCUCAAGGUGCAUCGGUCCUGGGUGCUCCAGUGUGGCACAGCCUGAAUCGGUGUACUGCAGUAAUGACUGCAUUCUCAAACAUGCAGCAGCUACUAUGAGAAAUCUAAAUUCAGGUAAAGAACAAAAACCAAAGCCUAAGGAGAAAGUCAAGAUGAAGCCAGAAAAACUCAGUCUUCCAAAAUGUAGUGUUCAGGCAGGGAUUAAAAUCUCUAUACACAAGAAGCCUGCUCCAGAGAGAAAAGAAAAUGCGGCGAAGAAAGUGAUGGUGACUCCUCCUAGGAGUGACACAGUGGGGAAGGAGGCAGCCUGUGAGAGCAGCACACCCUCCUGGGCCAGCGACCACAACUACAAUGCAGUGAAGCCAGAGAAUACUGCUGCACUCUCCCCACCACGGUUCUGUAAAUCCGUGAAGGACGACAGGAGAGUGGAGGACAGAGCGGUGGGAGCAGCCACAGGCCCGAAGAAAACAGCCCUUCCAGGCUCCUCGGUGGGCAGGCAGCCUUCGUCCAGAACUCUUGUUCCAAAGAAGCUGCCUCCUUUCACUAACAUGGCAGGAGCCAAACCAGCUGUUAAAAAAUCACCAUCAGGAUUCAGGGGCCCCAUCCCCAAGAGGCCCUGGCUCUUGCCUGCCCCAUCAGGUGCCUCAGCUGCCAGGCAAGCUGGACCAAUUCCUGUUGCUAUGGUCGCUGCUUCCAAAAAGGCACUGGGCUCUGCUGCUUUGGUCGGAUCCAUAAGGAAGCCAGCGGCAACUUCUGCCCCCACAACUGUUCCAGCCACAGGACGCCUCGGGGGCACAGGCUCGGCCCAGUCACAACCAAAUUCACAAAUACGGCAAAAUAUAAGACGCUCCUUGAAAGAGAUUUUAUGGAAAAGAGUCAAUGACAGUGAUGACUUAAUCAUGACGGAAAAUGAAGUGGGAAAAAUUGCCCUCCACAUUGAGAAGGAGAUGUUUAACUUGUUUCAAGUAACAGAUAAUCGCUACAAGAGUAAAUACCGCAGUAUCAUGUUCAACCUCAAGGAUCCUAAAAAUCAGGGACUCUUCCAUCGAGUUCUGCGUGAAGAAAUUUCUUUGGCAAAACUUGUGAGAAUGAAGCCAGAAGAACUUGUGUCUAAAGAACUUUCUAUGUGGAAAGAGAAGCCAACGAAACCUGUAAUGGAGUCCAGAAGUAAACUGCAGAAUGAAAGCAAGAAGGCUGCCAUGAAGCCAGAAACCAUUCCUGACAUGGAGGACUCUCCACCUGUGUCAGACUCAGAUGAGCAGCAGGAAUCCGUACGAGCUGCCCCUGAGAAAAGCACAGCCCCCCUUCUCGAUGUGUUCAGCAGCAUGUUGGAAGACACAACGAGUCAGCACCGGGCCCAUCUUUUUGAUCUAAACUGUAAAAUUUGUACAGGUCAAGUUCUGUCAGAAGAUGAACCAGCUCCUAAAAAACAAAAAUUAUCAACUUCUGUUAAGAAAGAAGACCUAAAGCCCAAGCCCGACAGCUCUCUACCUGAUCCAGUUCCUCACUUGUCUGAGGAAGGCUCUGCAGAGAUUCUGCCAGAAAAUGCCUCGGAGCCAGACCUGGAAAGGGCGUCUGGUCCAACGCCAGAGGGAAAGUGUGUCCCUGGGCCUCCAGAGGACAGCCAUCCAGGGCCCUCCCUGACAGAAAGCUCUUCUCCCUGUCCAGCUUCCUGCGGGGCUGGGGUGGUCACCACGGUCACGGUGUCAGGCCGAGACCCCAGGACUGCUGUGGGCGGGUCCUGUGCCCACCCGGACAGCACCCACAUGCCUGAAGCCAAGCCAGACCUGCUAAAGCCCACACUGCCCUCUGUGACACUGCCCAAGUCCAUACUUGCUAAGCCGUCCUCGUCUUCUGACCCCAGGCAUCUGUCAGUUCCACCAUCACCAAGUGUCAGUGCCUCAGAGACACGAUCUCCCCCAGAAGGAGACACGACUCUCUUUUUGUCUCGCCUCAACACCAUUUGGAAAGGAUUUAUUAACAUGCAGAGUGUAGCCAAAUUUGUCACUAAGGCAUAUCCCGUCUCUGGGUGUUUCGAUUAUCUCAGUGAGGACUUGCCGGAUACGAUCCACAUCGGUGGGAGGAUUGCUCCGAAGACAGUGUGGGAUUAUGUCGGCAAGCUCAAGUCUUCCGUGUCUAAGGAGCUCUGUCUGAUUCGUUUCCACCCGGCAACAGAGGAGGAAGAGGUUGCCUACAUUUCUCUCUACUCCUAUUUUAGCAGCCGUGGCCGCUUUGGGGUUGUAGCUAAUAACAACAGGCAUGUGAAGGACCUCUACUUGAUCCCACUGAGUGCUAAGGACCCUGUGCCACCUAAACUCUUGCCCUUUGAGGGACCAGGUCUUGAGUCUCCACGUCCAAAUAUAAUCCUUGGGUUAGUGAUCUGUCAGAAAAUAAAACGUCCUUCAAAUGCUGGAGAGGCAGACAAGACAGAGGAGAAGCGGGCCCGAGUUCAACAGGAAGAAAUGGAUGUUCCAGUCUAUCCCAAAGUCACGGCAGCCUCACAGUCUGAGAGGAAGCCCCCCAAGUACCAGCUAUACUCUGCAGACGCAGUGGUGGGCACCACGCCCCCUGGGUCUCCUCCACCCCCGCCCCCUCUCCCUGAGCCCCCAGUGCUGAAGACGCUGUCAUCACUCACACCGGCAGCCACCAGCAGUGCUGCACCUGCCUCAGCAGCAGCAGUUACCACGGCAGCUCCCGCUUCACCUGUCACUUCAUCAGCUUCCAAGACGGCCACCCCCUUGGAGCACAUUCUGCAGACUCUCUUCGGAAAGAAGAAGGUGUUUGAACCCCGGGCCAGAGACUCUGCUGGGCCACCUCUAGCUCCUCAGCAGGAUUCCAAAAACAAGGGUGAGGAAGGCGUGUCCGCUGCUCCUCUGUUAGAUCCCAUCGUUCAGCAGUUUGGUCAGCUCUCAAAAGAUAAGGCUCUGGAAGAAGAGGAAGAUGACAGGCCCUAUGACCCUGAAGAAGAAUAUGACCCAGAACGAGCCUUCGACGCCCCACUUCCUGAGACAAGGACGUCCCACGAUGUGGAAAAGGCUCCAGACGCGGCUGAGAGGGAAGAGGUGGCCUAUGACCCUGAAGAUGAGACAAUUUUAGAGGAAGCCAAGGUGACCAUUGACGACCUGCCCAACAGGAUGUGUGCAGACGUGAGAAGCAGCUCCACGGAGAAGCCUACAGAGUAUACCACUGACGUCCCCACUCCCUCCUUGGUUGAACAGCAGAAAAUGCUGGAGGAACUAAACAAACAAAUUGAGGAGCAGAAGCGGCAGCUAGAGGAACAAGAAGAAGCUCUUAGGCAGCAGAGAGCUGCCGUGGGGGUUUCCAUGGCACACUUCUCCGUUUCAGAUGCAUUGAUGUCGCCACCUCCAAAGUCAUCACUGGCUAAGGGAGAGCUGUUCCCCCAGGAGCAGCAGGCCCCAGACCAGAAUCAGGGAGUCCCAGGGACAAACCAAAGCUCAGACUUGAGGCAGAAUAGAGACCCUAGGCAGGCCAGACGCCUGGCGGAGAACAGCGAGAAUGAGCCCCUCUCCAGGAGUCCGGCAGGCAGUGUUCCAGGAGUACAGGGUGCCCUGGCUACCAGGGAGGCUCCUUGUGGGGCCACAGCAGUCCAGGUGCCUGUAGCAGCCCCAGAAUCAAAGCAGUUGACGGCUCCUUGGGGUGCAGGUGAAAAGGCUGCACUGAUGUCCAAGCAGGAUGGCCAGGGGUGUGAGCACCCUGGAAACCCCGCUCCGCAGCCCCUGGAGAACAUUCAUCCCCCAGCAGCCGGAGACAGCACAGCCAGACCUGCCCGGAGAGUGCUGCUGCCUACACCUCCGAGCACUGCCUUUCAGCCUGGCUUCACCCUGCACAAUGAUGUACAGAAUUUUAAUCCUGCUGGAGGAAGAGAGCCUUUCUCAGGCCUGGUAUUUACAUCUCAGGAAAAAUCUCUUUGCCCACCUCUGUAUGAGGACCCAAGAAACACUCAGUGUGCUGGAAAGAGUGACAGCCCAGCCAGUGGUGCAGAGGGUGACAGAGAGCCACUGUCCAGGCCUGGUGAAGGCACUGCCCUAUACCCUCAGGCUGGGCAAAAGGGAGCCCUUCAGCCCCAGUUUCCAGGCCAGCGUGAAUCCAUUCCUCGCCCUUUUGGGAUGUCUGGAUUUCAUGGCCCAAAUUUCCCAGGACCCAGGGGACCAGUCCCUCCGUUUCCAGAAGAUAAUGUAGUUCCUAAGAGUGAUGGGCCAAGAGCACCUCCACCUGCCAGAUUCGGGCCCCAGAAGGCACCCAUCCCUUCCUUAUUCUUGGGGCAACAUGGGCCGCCUUAUGGAGACAAUAGGGGUCCCUCUCCCUCUUACCUUGGGCCCAGAGCGGGAGCACCAGCCCAGUUUGAGGAACACAAAGAUCCCCAUGGGGAGAAAAGGGAAUUCCAGGACACCCUGUACAGUGAGAUGACAGGUCCCUCUGCCCAGUGUGAAGGACCAGAGCAGGCUCAGUUCAUGGGAAACAGGGGCCCUUCACCUUUCCAGUUUGGAGGCCAAAGACGGCCUCUCCUGACUCAGCUAAAAGGUUCCCGAGGGGGACCCCCACCUGCCCAGUUUGGCGGCCAGAGAGGACCACCCCCUGGCCAUUUUGUGGGCCCCCGGGGGCCCCAUCCCAAUCAGUUUGAAGGACCCAGAGGCCAAGCCCCAGGUUUCAUGCCAGGGCCCCGGGGCCUUCAGCCUCAGCAGUUUGAAGAGCAGAGGGUAAACUCACCGCCUAGGUUUGCAGGUCAGAGGACACCAGCACCUAUGCCAUUUGGGGGACCAAGGGUCUCUGCGCCCUUUUCUGAAAAAAACGAGCAGACACCUCCCCGAUUUCACUUUCCGGGCCCAGGCCCGUCACCUCAAGCAAUGAAACCAUCCCCCAGACCCCUCCUGGAGCUUCCAAGCCACCCCCCGCAGCACAGGAAGGACCGAUGGGAUGAAGCUGGCCCGGCCACAGCCCUGCCUCCUAGUGCUUCGUCUGGACAGGGCCCUGAGGCUGAUGGACAGUGGGCUGUGGCAGCCGACUUCCGAGAGGGCAAAGGCCAUGAGUACAGGAACCAGACUUUUGAAGGGAGGCAGAGAGAACGGUUUGAAGCCGGGCCCAAAGAAAAAGCACUGGAGGAGCCAGAAGUCCAAGAGCCAGAGAGUCGGCAGGGCCGGGCAUUUGAGGACAGGAGGCGAGAUCGAGACCGUGGCCGGAACUGGAGUCGAGAAAGAGACUGGGAGAGGAGCCGAGAGUGGGACAGACACAGAGAGAAAGACUGCAGCCGCGAGUGGGACAAGAACAACGAGAGGAACCCAAGCCGGGACAAAGAGCGACAGGCAGAUCGGACCAAGGAGUGGGACCGAAGCCGGGAGAGAAGCAGAAAUCGGGACCGAGACAGAAGGCGGGACCGGGAUAGGUCCCGGAGCCGAGACCGUGACCGAGAGAGGGCCCGGGACAGAGAGCGAGCCGGAGAGCGCAAGGACCGCAGCAAGAGCAAAGAGAGCACCAGGGACUUGAAGCUGGAGGCCACGAAGCCCUCUGAUCCGGGCAGCACCUCUGCUUAGGCCUAGACGCCACCAUGCCGGGGCGUGGUGUCAGACGCGUUGGCUAGUCUCAUUGAGACUCAGCCCGGUAGAGAUCUUUUUAAAAAGCUAAGUUCUUAAAACAUUGUGCAAAGUUUUUGAAAUUGCUCUGAUGAACUUAGAUGCCGGAAAGAAUAUUCUGGACUUAAAAUUGCUGUAAUUUUGUAUAUACUGGUUUCUUACAAAAUUUCACAUCUUUAUCUGAUGCUUUUUUAAAAAACAACUUCAGAACUUAGUAUUUCCAUUUAAAAUUACAGAAGUGGGAAAAUAUCUACAAAAGCAUAUUGCUUUUUCAGAUUAUAGUUAUCUUUCCAAUAGCUUGACUGUUGUAAGUUUUAAGGGAAUUCCAGUGGACUCAGAGCCAUACCUUUGCUAGCUCCUCGUCUGUUGGCGUGUUUCUGAAGCUGCUCCCAGGGCUGGCCUGGGACAGUGAGCCACCUGGCCAGGGUGACCAGGUGGGUGAGCUCGGGUGCUGCCAGAGCUGUGGGAGGAGGUCUCAGGAGCUCCCCUGCAGUGUCGAGAAACCCGAACGUUGUGAAUUCAUCUUUGCUUCGUUGUGAAGAAAUUUAACUUACAGAUUUCAAUCCAGAGACAAAAAUACUUUUCUUAGUUUUGAAUUUUUUCAAAAGAAAUUCAAAGCAACAUCUAGCCUAGUAGAUAUUGUUGCAUUUGAAAUAAUAAUUUAUUCAAACAUGUUUCAAUUUUACCACCUUAAAGAGGGCAGGAGAGGUCUCUUCAGUGUGCACAGUCAGGAACAUGACGUCAGGUUCUGGCCAUGAGUGGCUCUCCCUAUCCCGAGCUCCCACUCCCUUGGCUGCCUACUUCAGGUGUUGGCUUGCGUUUGCCACUGGAAUGGAGUCAAUUUGUACAGAGUCUGAGUAGGACAGGAGUGAUUUAUUAUCAGUUCAACAACAAAACAGGUUCUCCCUGAAAUAGUGUUCUGCUUCUUGUCCCAUGUCAGGUACUUCUGAUACGGAAUAGAGAAAGCCUGGUUAACUUAUUUGACUGUACAAAUACGCUUUGAUAAUUCUUUUUAUAUUUUCAUAAACUUUGCAGAUAUAAAAUUAGUGUUUCAUUUGUUCUUUGGAGUCUUAUCCAUUGUAUUGUACAUCACUACAGAUUUUUCACUUUAUAGCACAGAUUUCUAAGUUAAGAAAACCUUGAGAAUUUAGAAAUUUGGGGUGUUUGGCGUUAGAAAUCAAGCAUCAGUAGGUUAAAUUAAAGUAGGGUCACGUUCCAACAUCUAACAUUGAUGGAAAAGGUUUUUUUAACAUUAUAAAGCAAAUUUUUCUAAUUUAAAUACACAAAUGUUAAGAUCAAGUGUGUUUCUUUAGGUUUACUUGAUAGGAAUUUCUGUAAAUUGUUAUUUUGUAUUGCAGAGUGUUAUAUCACUGUACAUUGAAAUACAGGACUUAAUAGGUUUUGUUACUUGAAGCAGAAUAAAUAUCUACAGAGA
Molecule: messenger RNA, 8744 nt
Organism: Heterocephalus glaber (naked mole-rat)
Lineage: Eukaryota; Metazoa; Chordata; Mammalia; Rodentia; Bathyergidae
Gene: Dido1
Product: death inducer-obliterator 1
Biological process (GO): DNA-templated transcription; apoptotic signaling pathway
Cellular component (GO): nucleus
Source: RefSeq, a predicted model, not a curated record